Suillus subalutaceus is the source of this 433-nucleotide messenger RNA. Its product is annotated as NDUFA2, NADH ubiquinone oxidoreductase 10.5kD subunit. NCBI's taxonomy places the organism in Eukaryota, Fungi, Basidiomycota, Agaricomycetes, Boletales, Suillaceae. The record is from RefSeq and is a predicted model, not a curated record. The coding region runs from base 94 to 378 and encodes 94 amino acids. The transcript has 3 exons.
CGAACAAACCCGUCGGACCUGCAUCAAGAAAGCGUUGCAGAAACGUUGUUCGUCUUAAUAUUGGCUGUGACCUGAUCCUGUUCAAUUCCUGCCAUGUCCACGUUUGCAAAAACACUGUCUCCCGCUCUCCGCGAAAUUCGCAUCUUUUGCUGCCAGUCAAACCAAGCUUCGGCGGGCACGCGGCAAUUCAUCUUGUCCACAUACCCAGUCAUCAAGAAACACAACCCGGACCUUCCCGUCAUGAUACGGGAGGCAAACGGCACACCUGCGCGGAUGUUUGCACGAUUUGAACGCGGAGUUGAGAAACACGUUGAGCUGGACGAUCUAUCAUCAUCAGAUGUGGCUGCUAGUGUUGCUCGGAUAUUGAGCGUCUCAUAGUCACCAUGCUUUAACCGCCCCAGCGUUGUAUCCAAUUCAAACAUUUCUCUUGCCA